This is a messenger RNA of Acipenser ruthenus (sterlet), 9315 nucleotides long. Its product is annotated as centrosome-associated protein 350. Lineage: Eukaryota; Metazoa; Chordata; Actinopteri; Acipenseriformes; Acipenseridae. The transcript has 9 exons. Bases 295 to 1350 code for a protein of 351 amino acids. The record is from RefSeq and is a predicted model, not a curated record.
GAUUAGCAGGAUUUAUUUAUUGCCAGAGAAGCACACACUGCUCAACAGUGUGACAUAGCAACUGCUGCUAGUUUGUACACACAGUGUAACCCUUCAGCAGAAAGCCUGUGUCUCUCUGACUCAAUACAUUUAUUUUCUUAUUCAUAAAAUCUUUGUAUUUAUUUUAUAUUAUGUUCAAGUGCUGGAGUGUAAGGAUUUAGGAUUAUCUUCAAAGCAAACUGUUACAUAAGGAGCAGAAAUGAACCACAGGUGUAUUAGUUGUGUCUAACUCAAUCGAACCCCUGCAUAGGAAACAUGGUCUUCUUUUUACUGUUCUGGUCAAUAAUAGAAAGGACGUUCAGGGGGAUAAUCGGCCUCUGGAGAUUUGUUUGGAAAUGUGCAUCUUGGUAUAUCAACACUGUGAAGGACAUUUUACAAUAUUUAUAUAAGCUGAACCCAGUACCUGCAUUAACAGCUCUUGCUUUAAGUAAAUCAGAAGACCCAAGCAGUGCAAUAGAGACAGUUACUGAUUCACAGCCCCUGCUUGGAAAGUCAGCUUUUAAAGAGAUAGAGUGUCUGAAGGAAGAGGAACCAAACUCGCACGACUGCAGUAAUCUAGCCCGCAAGAGACUAUUCAAAGCAGAGAGUGAAAUUCAGCUUCUGAAAUCUCAAAUCACCAAAGAAAAGGUGUUAUGGGAAGGCAGGUUUCAGGAGCUGCGGAGAAAACAGCGAGAGCUGAAGGAACAGCUCAGAUCAGAAGUGCAGAUGAGAACGGACAAUCUUUCUAAGGAGGAAAUGAAUGACAUUGGCUUUGACAGGUUUGCUGUGAAUACUGCAGAUAAAGAUGAAGUGGAUAUGGCAACAGACGAAGGUAGUUCUUCAAGUGGGAUGACAGUUCCAUGUAAAAAUGUAGACCUGGAAUUGAUGUCAUUGAAAAGUGAGCUUUGCAGGAAUCGGAACAUUUCCAUUGGCUCCCAGUCACAGAGAGACCUGCCUGAGAGCCAGCACUCGUUAUCCCUGCCUCUGAAAAGUGCCAGCUCCAGACCCUCUUCCUCUUUGUCAAUGACAUCCAGUUUAGGGUCGCCCAGAAGAAGCAGCAAACCUAACAGGGUGUUUGUUCCGCACUCCCACUUGGACCUGCGGAUCGGGCACAGAGUGAGGGUCCUGCUGCCUUCGGGCAGGAUCAACACCGGGAUAGUGCGCUUCCUGGGAUACCUCAAUGGCAUGCAGGACUUCUGCCUGGGGGUAGAGCUGGAGACUCCAGAGUAUGGACAACACGAUGGAGUGUAUGAGGGGCAAUGCUACUUUCACUGCAAGCCUGGCCAUGGAGUCUUUGUCAGCUUCAACAAACUUUUAAUGGCUUGGGAGUAAAGCUAUGUAAGCCUAUCCAAUAUACUGUCAGACUGGAUGCCUUUAGUGAAAAUCAGAAAUGAUUUAGAAGUACAGACUGAAGUACGAUGCUUCAUUACGAUCAGAUUACUACCCGGAUCAUACUGUUUUGUUGGAAUUAUGGCAGGAGAUGCAUUCAUCCUAUUGGGGUUCGUAGAAUGAAAAAAAGAUAAACACACUUCAAGCAGGAUUUCUUCAGAUACAAAGUACAUUGGUAAACAAUUAAUCUGAAAUGAAAAUGGAAGCAUUGGAAGAACAUUUAGACAUGCACUAAUAUGGGACAACUACAGUGUCCCCACAUGAAACUCAGAUCACUGGUUAUGGAGGUCAGCUUCAAAGACAUGGACAGCCCAAGACUGGCCCAGACAGAAAACGUCACCUAACGGAAUGUAGUUAGGGGUGGUACUUCCUGUAUCCAAGACUGUACAAUGACUGGCAUUUACGAGGACCAGUGUAAAAAAUGAUGACACUUCAUGGGCCAUCCUGGAGAACACCGUUCUCUGCAGAAUUCUGCCCUGAACUUCUCUGGUUUUUCGAAGUGAUACUGAAGGAAUAGUCAUGUAUCCCUUCAGUACAAUGUAAUCACCUUGCACGCCUGCAGACACACAGUCUUGCUCUCCCCAUAGCUGCCCUUUGGCAGGGUUAGGGUGUUUUUUAAUUUCUAACAGGGAAACUGCAUCAGAAACAAACUUGCAAAAAAACGCAGAAGAGGAAUGUCAAUGAAAACAAUAUCUAAAAAUAAAUUAAAAAAAAAAAAAAACUAAAACAAAUACUAAAAUACAGCAAUGGACACAAGUUACUGUCAGGUGCUUGGCUAGCAGAUACUUCCGUAUACAAGAAAAUAAAAAUGAAAGAAGUCCUUCAUAAAGACAGAACUCCACUCACAAAAGGAGACAGCUUUGGCAUUGUUAAGUGGUGAGUUUCUGGAAUGGGUUAACACAGAAUGAUUCGCUCAAUACAACAACGAGUCAGUUUAAUACUAAUGCUUUAUUAUAGUUAUAGAGAACAGCCAGCAGUGCAAGAAACAGAAUACAAUUCUUACCCCCUUGGAUAAUUCAGGGAGCAGUCUUUCUUCAAUAGUCCCUCUGAAUCUAACAAGAGGUCUAACACUACUCUUAUUUAGAGCAUUUGUUUUUCAAACUCAGCUGCUACUUCCUUUCCAUAACUUUCCUUUUGACCGCCUAAACCAGUUCUGCUGACUUACAUGUACUAAGGACAUAUAUUUACACUAGUACAAUAGACUAUACAAAUACAUAUACCAAUACAGCAACAACAAGGUACAUUUUCACUCUUGCUUACACAGCGUUAGAACAACAUAGAUUUUGUCUCUCAACAGCAUAAUCAGUCUGAGGCAUCUGGUACUAGUCUAUGGAUAGGUAACCAUACUUGCCAACAUUUGGAUAGCUAACUAAAUGUUCACACGUUCCAUUGGCUCCCACAUUAUACUCUGAAUCAUACAAUCAAAUUGCAGCACCAGGGAGGAAACAAUAUGCUUUUCCAAUAUGACUGGAUAUGAAAUAUGUCGAUAAACUGAGAUCAAGUCAUGUGCACACAAUCUCACACACAAUCCCUGCAAGGCAGUGCAGUGCACAAGGGUCAGCAGCCACUAAAGAAAGAGAAAGAAGAAACACUACGGCCGCGAAAGCGAACACCCUAGAGCUGUGAAGAAUUUCUAAAGGACUGAAUAUUGGGAUUUUCUUCCUAAGCAUCGGGAUGCAGGGCAUUUUGCUUGAAAAUCGGGACAGCCCCGACCAUAUGGGGACCAUUGGCAUGUAUGUAAACCUAUUACAGAAACUACUAUAGCCCAGCUGGGACAAUCAGAAGCAUGCAGGCAAACACAUGCUCAGGAACUGUGGAAGGAUAAUUACCAAGCAGUCAGUUUAAACUGUCAGAAAUCCCAGCCAGCCAUUUAUUAGCCCCAAAGGUCAUGAGUACCUUUAGGCAUUGAGCACAGCUAAGUCUUGAGUCAAAGUUAUGCAUAGUCCUUGAGUUUUAUGAUAAUUCUUUAAAUUAUAAAUUACUAAAUCAGUAAGGACUAACGUUAUUGAAGCCCACACACCAAUUAAAAUGCGCUAAUUCACUGCAAAGGAAAUAGAGAUAAUGCAAACACACUGCAUUUUGUUGUUAUAUUUUCUUUGGGAGAUGUGAAAGUAUGUUUCACACCUUUCUGACAAUGGUCCAAUAUUUUAUGGUUGCCAUAUUCUAUUGCUUUACUUUUACAUUUCCAAAGGUAUAGUUUUGCUCUUCAUCAUAGAGUCUUCAUUUUCUAAAGUACCUAGCUUGUCACCAAUUAUCUUUUUUGAAUUCCCCCUCAUUCUCUGUGACUAACUAGUAAAUACCAAAGAUGCUGGGUGCAUCUCAUUAUAAAACCCAUGGGUUGUAAGUCAGCAAUCAAGAAUCUAAAACCAUUAUCUGAGUUUAUUCUGUUUUACCUUAGAAAAGUGGAGUCCAACAUGUGCAACAUCCUCUUUGCUUUAGAAAUUUGGCGGUGAACUGAGCUAAAAACAGGUGUUAAAGCAAAAUGCAGGUGAGAUGCUUUACAAUGGCUAUGUGAUCCCUGUGGGGAUCGUUGCUAUAGAAACAAAAGGAGGGGCUUCAAACAGGAGAGAUAAGGUUUUUGCUUAUCCUUUGUCCCAAUGGGAUUAGGUGACAAGGCCUUUCUGAUUGCAUGAAGAUCCUAAAUCCACGAUGUGUGUGUCAGAGUCUUGGUUAUGAAAGAGGUACACAAAAUAGGCUUAAAAACUAUCCUUAAAAUAGUCCUUAAAGAGUUACAGAGCCCCCUGCAGUGUUUACAAGAAACACGUGACUUUACCUCUGCUCUAUGCUGUGUUGUCCACAUGGCAGACAUUUUUUCAACCUAUUUCCAGUUGUUUUGAUAUUUUUAUUCAUACAUCCAAUGUAAAUCAUCUAGGGAAUUCCUUUUGUUUGUUUGUUUUUGUUUUACUUUAUUCUAAAAUGGCGAGUUCUCUCGAGUAAAUGUUGAAAAAUAUAUUGCCCAGGUGAUUUAUGACCUCAUGAUGUGUGAGUAAAAAUGUCAACAGGGUUGACAAUAGGGUUAAAAAUAUAAUGGUGUGAUAUGGACCAUGUGACACAGCAAAGGUAACGUAAUGCCUAUCUUGUAAACUUGCUUUUCUGUAACACUUUCAAGUUGGGUUAUAAUUCACAUGGAUAGGAUGAUCAUUCACAAGGUAUCUUUUGAUUCCCUACUUCCAAGGAAUCUUUGAAACUCGCCACCUACAACAGGGAUCGAUUCCCGAGCAAGCAUAGAGACAAUCCUUUUAAUAAGUGUUUUCCAACAUUACCUCAUCCUAACCCCAGACCUAAGGCAUUUCAAGGAGAAGUGUUAAAGAACAGCAGAACGGUGUACUUUUUUAUUGCUCAAAAUCACUGCACACAGACAUGAACAAGUCCAAACAUAAAAUCAUCUUUUCAUCCUGAGCCUCAUUUGAAUAUACACAGGUGUCGAGAACGUGCUCAGACAAGACCAGGGCUCCCAGACAAACAUAGAGAGGUAGUGUUGUUGUAAAUGGCAGUUUUUGUAAGCUCUUGAGUUAACAUAUAGAAGACGAUCUUUCAUGCUGAAACGUGUGUUGGUUGUGUUCAAGUUAAAGUAUCACGUGGGGAUAAUAUUGAAAGCAGUAGUCUGCAUUGUAUUAAUAUUAUUAUUUUUAAUUUAAUUUUUUUUAGAAAAUGUACAUAGGCAGCAACUACUCAUUCAAAGAAGAUGUCUGUUUAAGUGUUGAGAGAUCAAGCAUAUUACUCAAAUCUACUGAGAGAAUCUCAUUGUGGGAUCUCCCUUGCAUUUAUUCAAAUCCAGUGAUAUAAUUUAAGUCCACAGAUUUUUUAACCUUGAGGCAUCCUCAUUUGACCUAAAAACACACAAUCAGAUGUAUAAUUAUGUUAUCAAUUUUACCCCGUUUUUUUUCUGCCCAAUUUGCAAUACCCAAUUCGUAUGUCACCUCAACGCUGCUACCAAUUACCAAUUACCAAUCACCAAUCAGGAGAGACCUCCAUUCACGUGUUCCAGCCAAUCAGCUCUUUUUACGUGCCAGGCCUAAUCAAAGCAACUGAACCCAGGCGACCCAGCCCUGAACUUGUUGUGCAUCUGACCAGUAGGGGUAACAGCAGAGCAUUGAGGUGAAGCACAAAGGCAAGUACAAGAUUAGGAACUCUGCACGACCAGGAUUCAAAUCAGCAAGAUCUAAUCGUAUGACCCACCCUGCCCUCCAGGGCAAUAGUGCCUUUACUGGAUGAGUAACAAUCGAAUUGUGCUCUUAUGAUUAAAAUGUAAGUAGAACUGGAGCCUAUGAUGGGAAGAGUGUUCCAGAGUCAAGGAUUUUAAUGAACUUGCAUCGUAAUAUUGUCACCCUUUAAUUUAUAAAGCACACGUUUCAUUGUUUAGAUCAUUGAGUGCAAUGCUUACAUCUUUGUCUUUGAUGUUACUAAAAAAAAAAUCCUGAAAAAUGAUUAGGAACAACUUUCUAUGCAAAUCAAAAACUGCAUCUAAAGUAUUAAACUGCUGAACUGUAUAUCGGUGUAGGAAUUGUUUCCCUUAUUUGCAUAUGACUACAUUACAGAAACAAGGAAGUGAUCAGAAUAAAAACAUACAUCCUUCAAGAUAGAGGGUAGCUGACUGUAAUUAUCAAUGCCGGCUUUUUGCCAGCACUGCAUAGUGUUUCAUUCACCAGUAUCUUUCUUCCUGGUACUAGUCCCUUGUAUUCAAAUUAUCUAUCUAACUAUCUCUCAUAUUGCAACCAGCUUACCAGUAUUAAAUGCAACAAUUUUGAAUAUUUUGUACUUUUCCGCAGGUUCUGUAACAAUGUGUGAGAAAGAUUUGUAUAGCCAACUAGUCCUCAAGUCUUCAAACAAGAAUACAAAAAAAACAUAUUCAGUAUUUUAUAUUGUGUACUAAAUAUAUAUGUAUAUUGUUUAAUAUUGCAACUUUCGAAAAUAACUAAUAAAUAAUUUGUUUUAUAUUUUCUAAGACUUGAAACCAGCUGAGUACAGUUUAUUCUGCAGGUUUCACAGGUAUAAUUUCCUUGUCAGGUGCCACAUGUUAUUAAGUUAAGUAUGACUACUUAACUUAAUAUUUUCCUUAAUGUAGAAAAAAUAAAAUAAAUGCAUUUUUUUUUCUGUUAUGUCACCAACCCCUUUAAAGACUGGAAAGUGAAUAUUUCUAUAAGAAAACUAUAUUUAAAAAAAAUAGUAUUCCAGAUCUAUUACCUCUUGUUAGGUUUGGUUAUGUUUAUAUAACCAUAAUGUUUGGAAUAUAAUUAACGCUCUCUGUAUAACAUGCACCCCUUAAUUCUGGGAGCUAUAUUGAGCUAUGUCCUGGUUGUAUUUUCAAUGAUUUGGACAGGAAAUAUUUACAGUUUUUUAAACUUUCAUCUAAGUGAUGGAUCAAUGAAGUAAUUUAUUUCACAAUAUACAUGAGCGCCUACUAGCAUUGUAACGGUGUGUGUUAUAAAAGGGUCCCCUUCUUUUAUAGUUAACCUAUUCAGGAAGUUGCCUAGGAGACAACACGUUAAAAUGAAGGGGGCCUUUUUAACUACUGCACCCCAACAAAACCGUGAAACUUCAUUGAUCCGUCACCAAUCCGAUGAAAAUGAACAUUUAAAACUACUGUUGCAUGAAACAACAUUAAUAUAUAGUACCACAUGCAGGGUGUGCGUGCAUGGAGUAUUCUGUUUAUAUAACAUGUACAAUCUAUCAAUCCAUUUAGGUAAUUAUUUUCUUAUUACUUUUAUGUACUAGGAUUACAUGCUUUAAAUGUGCCCAUUUUGAGACUGCAUAUUCCUAAUAAAAUACAAGGCUGUCAAGGGGCUUGCAACCAUAGUACAGUAAUUGUGCUCCAAGAAAAAAAAAAAAAAAAAAAUCCCAGUAAUCAAAUAUUUGAGUGUCUUUUAUGACAGCUCAUGGACCAUAUUUUAAAUAACCAAACAGAAAAUUAAUAUUUGUACAUGAUAUACUGAGUGCACACCCAUCUCGUUAAGUACAUAGGUUAGUGCCUUACAAUGGAAACAAAAUAAUUUUCUUUGGUUUAAUGACUUUAUUACUGCAAUUAUAUUAUUAUCAAGGUCUUAGCAAAAUGUGUCAUUUGGAUAUUGACCAUGCACGUUUUAGCUUAUUCUAAUACACACACUCCACACACACACACACAGGUAGAGGAGUGAUCUUGACUUGUCUUAUCAGUGCUUUUUAGAUCUAUGAAAAAGCUUUUCCAACACUAAAAAUUAGUACAUAUGCAAUAUUAUAAUUAUUAUGAAAAAUUAUUAUGAAUGUUAUUUUAUUUGAUCUACAGUGGAGCAUGCUACAUUACUCCUGUCUUAUUUUUAGUAGUAUAAUAGAUAAAAAAAAAAAGCAGCAGGAAGUGAAUUGCAAAAAAAGAAGCAUGUUUAUAUUGUGUAAUAGCCACUUGUAAAAACCACUCCACCUAUAUUCGAUAUACAUAAGUACAGUGUAUGAAAAUGAACAUAUCUGUCAACCUAAAGAAGCUGAAUUCGGGCAAUUGUUUUCCUUAUAUUAAGCUUAGCAUCUGCUUAGCAACAUGAUACAAUUAGGAAAAGUGCAGUUCACCCAGUCUGUGGGUUGAAUGAAUUUAAAGAUUCCAAAAUUAGAUCCGGUAAGAAAAUUUUUUGGAAAGUUUGUUUGAAAUGCAAACAAGGCACUGUUUCCAGUAUCCAGUAUAUAGAAUCCCAACGUCAGAUUAUUAAAAACAUGCUGCUGCAUCACUGGGUGGAGUUGUGGAGUUGGUAGUUUAAUAAAGGGUGCAGUGUUCACACAGAACAAAGGCAAGAUAAAGAUCAUUAUACUACACAGACUGUGUUGUUAAGAAUCACUGCCUAGAUAAUUAAAAUAAGGUCCAAUAAUAGUCGCUUUGACAAGUGUGGGGUUUUCUAAAUAUAGGUCAAAUAAAUUGUGAAAGAUUGAGGGUGGUGAAUUAGUGAACAGUUCUUAUACUUUGAAGUGUAAUCUCAAUAUAACUGUGAGUCAAGCAAAUGUGUGAAUUAAUCUCUAUGAAAUUCUGUACUGAGAGCUAGGGGGUUACUGCUUAAGUUCACUUUUUCUUUCUGCAGCGUCUGAAUGUCCUUUUCUACCUCUCUGUACUUGUUUUAUAGUCUGAGGAGGUUGCCUUAUGCCUGACAUCGAUAUGGGUGAAUGGUUGAUGCUGUUUCCCUAUCCAGUAAAAGCACUGCUGGCAUCUAUUGAUUCCCGCAAUCAGUUGAUGUAAGGUUGUUUUCCCGUUAGCUUUCUGUCAAUAAGUAGGAUGAACAUAGAUUGAUGCGUAAAUUAAAGCUAUUAGUGCAAUGUUAAUUUAAUGUGCCUCUUUGAAGGCUCUGUCAAUUACAAGGAACCUUAUCAUGCCGUGCUAAAAAUAAAGGUUGUCGCUUUUUGUAAUUAAGAAAACAAAAUAUUUUUUUCUGGUCACGUUUUUUCUAUGCAAUUAAAAUGACAUCCUCAUAUGAAAAUGGCCUUAAUGUUGACCUGGGAUACUGAGAAUUAUUACAAAGUUUUACACAUCAAUUGAAAGUACUCUCUGAUGGCUUUUUCAGAGUUUUGGAUUAUAGGUGUCUACAUCAAUGAUGGUAAAAGGUGAUGAAGCCUUUAUCAGAAUGUUACUUCGACAAAUAUCUUGUGUUUAUGUUUAUAGACGUGACUUGCUCAGUAAUAUACUGUAUUUCCAUUUAUUGGUUUAGAGCAGUGUUUCCCAACCCCUGUCCUGGGGACCCACUGUGUCUGCUGGUUUGCAUUCCAACUGGGCUCUCAAUUACUUAACUAGACCCUUAAUUGAACAGAUACAUAGCUUAAUUAGACCUUUUUAAUUGUUUUCAGCUCUUAAACAGUUGCAGAGUUGAAGUUACUUAUAAAAUGUUAUAGCUAACUUGAAAUAUACAACUAUUAAGAGCUGAAAACAAUUAAAAAGUUCUCAUUCAGCAAAUUAUCAAU